UAUAUAUCGGAUAAACACGUCUUCAAACCUUGCUUUCGUCUUCUGGUUACCCUAUUCUCUCUGUGUCAGUGUGUGUGUGUGUGAAGUCUUCCGGAUAUCUUUAUGCAUCGGAGCUCCAAGGUUUUUGGGGGAAAAUUUUUCCAUGGAAAACUUAUUAUUUUCCCGAGACCUUUCUGUUCUUUAGACUCCACCGCAUCAACCCUAACCUCACACUCCCUCACCAUCCCAAUUCUCAAAGAGCUCGUAUCAAAGCAACACUGGUCAGAGGUCAAGAUCCACCUCAAAGAAACAGAUCCCACCGCGCUUCUCUGCCGUUUGCUUAGCUCAAAUGCCGAUCCAGAGAUCAUUCUCAGGUACUACAACUGGUCCCAGAAAGAGCUCAGAAUCUCACACCCUCUUGAACUCUCUUUUGGGCUGCUACACUCGUUAGCCACUGCCAAAAAGUACUCCAAAAUCAGGGCUUUCUUACACAAAUUUGUUCAAGACGAGAACUUGCACUCGAAUUCUUCUAUUUUUCAUGCACUUUCAAUUUGCAGUAACAAAUUCUGUGCUAAUUCGAUAAUAGCCGAUAUGUUAGUGUUAGCCUAUGUGAGAAAUUUGAGGACCCGUUUGGGUUUUGAGGCGUUUAAGCGAGCUGGGGAUUAUGGGUAUAGGUUAUCUGUGUUUUCGUGUAACCCGCUAUUGAGUGCUUUGGUCAAGGAUAAUGCAAUUGGGGAUGUGGACUAUGUGUAUAAGGAGAUGAUGAGAAGGAGGAUUGAGCCUAAUGUGAUUACAUUUAAUGUUGUGGUUAAUGGGUUGUGUAAGGUUGGGAAGCUGAACAAGGCUAGGGAUGUGAUUGAGGACAUGAAGGCAUGGGGCAUUCCGACAAAUGUGGUUACAUAUAAUACUCUUAUUGAUGGGUAUUGCAAGAUGGGUAGGGUGGGAAAAAUGUAUAAGGCUGAUGCCAUUCUGAAGGAGAUGGUGGAAAAUAAAGUUUGCCCAAACGAGGUUACCUAUAAUAUUUUGAUUGAUGGAUUCUGUAAGGAUGAGAAUGUAUCGGCUGCAAAAAAGUUGUUUGAAGAGAUGCAAAGACAGGGCUUGAAACCCAAUGUUGUCACAUGUAAUUCUCUGAUUAAUGGGCUGUGUUGCGAUGGAAAGCUUGAUGAGGCCAUUGAGUUAUGGGAUGAAAUGCUGGGCUUGGGUUUGAACCGAAAUGUUGUUACUUAUAACGUGCUUAUGAAUGGGUUUUGUCAGAGGAAGAUGAUGAAGGAAGCUAGAGACUUGUUUGAUGAUAUGAGGGAACAUGGGUUGGCUCCCAAUGCUAUAACAUUUAAUACAUUGAUUGAUGCUUAUUGCAAGAAUGGGAUGAUGGAGGAAGCAUUUGUGCUGCAAAGUUCCAUGUUAGAGAAGGGGGUUUUCCCAUGCACUUCAACCUAUAAUUGCUUAAUUGGAGGUUUGUGUAUAAAUGGGGAUAUAAAAGCAGCCAGAAAGCUUAUAUUUGAAAUGGAGGAUAAGGGACUGAGAGCUGAUCAUAUAACAUAUAAUAUUUUGAUAGGUGCAUUAUGCCAGGAAGGGGAGUCAAGAAAGGCUGCAAAACUCUUGAAUGUGAUGUUUAAGGUGGGUUUGAGCCCAAGUCAUGUGACAUACAAUACUUUGAUGGAUGGCUUCUGUAUGGAAGGUAACCUCAAGGCAGCCCUGAAUGUGAGGAUGCAAAUGGAAAACAAAGGAAGGCGGGCAAAUGUUGUUACUUACAAUGUACUAAUUAAAGGAUUUUGUAGAAAGGGCAAGUUGAAAGAUGCAAAUGGACUUCUUAACGAGAUGUUGGAAAGGGGUUUGAUCCCAAAUCGGACUACUUAUGAAAUAGUAAGAGAGGAAAUGAUGGAGAAAGGUUUUAUUCCGGACAUAGAAGGGCAUCUGUAUAAUGUCUCUAUCAGCUCUUGACCUCUCUAUCAGCUCUUGACCAUAGAAGUGAGAACUGAACUAUUAUAACCAUCACCGAUGUAUCAUGGGAUGCAACUAGA
Messenger RNA from Carya illinoinensis, 2000 nucleotides. RefSeq names its product pentatricopeptide repeat-containing protein At1g09820. Gene Ontology annotation, molecular function: protein binding. The record is from RefSeq and is a predicted model, not a curated record. The transcript has a single exon. NCBI's taxonomy places the organism in Eukaryota, Viridiplantae, Streptophyta, Magnoliopsida, Fagales, Juglandaceae. The coding region runs from base 103 to 1920 and encodes 605 amino acids.